GUGACGAACGCAAACCAGUCACCCAAACACCCGAUACCAAACAACAUCGAACGGAGUAGAGAAAUCGAAAAGAAAAAAAAAAAGGAAAUAUUAAUAUAAUACCGAAGAGAAAACGCCUCCUCCAACUUGUUGAAGACGAAAAAAUUUUCUUUCGUUUUUAAGAUUUUUUUUGUUGUUGUAUAUUAGUUAGUUAAUAAUCUUGUCAUCUCAUUGCUUAAAACAGUUUUUCUUUAGUCUACGUUUUCUAAGUCAUAGAAGUUUUUGUAUAGUUUUUUAUCGCAUUUGUUUCUCCAAAGUGGUGUGAAAAAAAGUGGAACAACAACGUAUUAAUUUUUCACACAAAAUUGUAUAAAAAAAAGAAUAAAAGAGUGUUCUCUGUUGGAAUCUAUCAAAUACAUAGUUUAACUCUACGCAAGCAAGAUUUUUUGAAAAAGAAUCUCUUCAUUAUUUUUACGCCCCAUUCAAGAAUUCAGAUAAGAUUAAAUAAUUAUGGCUGAUGCAGGAUUCCCCGGUCGUCAUACGACAACGACCCAAGUCACACAAACAUCAGUCUCACCUCAGCUCCGAUAUGAUCAAUCAUACAUUCAGACAAUUCCUGGAAUGCUCAAAAUUGCCUGCAUUGUUGUCAACUUAAUAGGUUUCAUUUGCAUACAAGUCAGUGCAUUUUCAUACCAUUCCCGUGGUAGUUACUUCAGCUCGAUUGCUAUGACUGGAUUUUGGUUUACUGGCAUCAUGUUGGCUGCCUACCUGUUUCAUGUGUGUGAGAAAUUUUACAAAAUUCCAUGGCUCAAGAUCGAAAUGUAUUUCUGUGCGUUGUGGACAAUUUUGUAUCUUUUUGCCGCAUGCUUUGCGGCUACAUUUGGAGUUGAAGCAUUUACGGCUGCAGCUUUGUUUGGAUUUGUUGCGAUGUGUCUUUAUGGAUACGAUGCUUUCCUGAAGUUUAAUGCUGUUCGUCGAGGUGAAAUCGCUCAAGGAAUUCGAAUUGUUGAACAACGACAACAACAGACAACUGUUACUAUUGCAUAAAAAAAACACAUACAAGAACCUUUUUGGGUAUUUUAAAAUAUUUCUUUCAAGAACACACUACUUAUAACAAAAUGAUGUUGUGCAAUUAUUUUUUUUACACUGAACGAUACAUUUUUUUACGAAAACCGAUUAGUGGCUAACUUUCAGAUUAUACUUACAAUUUUCCACAAGAUGGUUUAUAGAUUAAUUCAUUAUGUUUUUACACUUUAAUAAUUGUAAUAUAUUAUUUUUAUAUAUGCAGAGUUUUAUUGAAUGUUAUUUUAGAAAAAAGAUGAAAAAUAUUAUCGCACAAAUAAUUUAUAUUAAAAGAAAAAGAAAAACACAACACAAUAAAAACACAUUAACAUCAAAAACACAAACCAUUUCUAUGUAACAAUUUUAUAAUAUAAAUUUAUAAGUGAUGUGUAAUGCAAAUCAAAUGCUCAUCAACUUUAUUCAAUGUACCACCAAUCUAUUGAUGCCUUAAAUAAAGAAACAAAAUAUUAAGUUAUUUUAUAUAAAAGAAAAAACACUUGUUUUGAAAUAAAUUUUGUUAAAAACCUAAGCAAUGGCUAGAAAUUCAUAAUUAAUUCCUA
This is a messenger RNA of Episyrphus balteatus (marmalade hoverfly), 1601 nucleotides long. Its product is annotated as proteolipid protein 2. Lineage: Eukaryota; Metazoa; Arthropoda; Insecta; Diptera; Syrphidae. Gene Ontology annotation, cellular component: membrane. The coding region runs from base 490 to 1026 and encodes 178 amino acids. The record is from RefSeq and is a predicted model, not a curated record. The transcript is spliced from 4 exons.